GUGAGCAAAGCGAGUGCAUCUGUGGUGUCCAGGCCCAAACCCCUGAAGACUGGCUCCGCCCCGGCACCCUCUUGCGCCCCGCCCCUGCCUGGAGGAGUCUCUGCCAGGCCAUCCGACACUGGCCUGUCUGGGCCCGCAUCUUCUAUGGAGGCCCCUGCCGGGCUAUAGAGCCCUUCGCCCGGUGGGGACCCACUCAUCUAUGAGGUCCGUUUUAGUUUGCACGGUCUGAAUCUGUAAUUGCUGGACACUGUUUAUGGGGUCGGCCUCUCUAUGGGGGCCUGUGUCUAUAGGGGACCACAACGGUCCCUAAGGGGUGGCCCCAUCCAUUACGACUACAAAUGCAGAGCCGCUCCUCGGCUUUUAGAGUCCGUCAACAACCUUCGCAGAGAUUGCGUCUCCGGGACCUCCCCGUUCUGCAUGGUUGUGCUAUCCGUAUAGAGGUCACAUUUGCAGGGCCUUAAGCUAGAUAGAGGGUCCUCUCCAGGUCUUUACCACCCAGCCUGUCUGUAAGGGUCAGUGUGAGAGGUGUCAAUGGCCCUGGUCGAGGCUCUGGCCACGACUCUGGCCUUAGCUGUGCUGGGGUCGCUGUCCCCCGGAAUCCAGGCGGGGGACUGCAAGGGGCAGCGGCAGGUGCUGCGGGAGGCGCCAGGCUUUGUGACGGAUGGUGCUGGCAACUACAGCGUCAAUGGCAACUGCGAGUGGCUCAUCGAGGCCCCAAGCCCCCAGCACCGGAUCCUGCUAGACUUCCUUUUCCUGGAUACGGAAUGCACAUAUGACUACCUGUUUGUGUAUGAUGGCGACUCCCCCCGAGGACCACUUCUUGCCAGUCUGAGUGGGAGCACCCGGCCUCCACCCAUUGAGGCUUCCUCAGGCAAGAUGCUGCUGCACCUCUUCAGUGAUGCCAACUACAACCUGCUGGGCUUUAAUGCCUCCUUCCGCUUCUCCCUGUGCCCGGGUGGCUGCCAAGGCCAUGGGCAGUGCCGGCCUCCAGGUGUGUGUGCCUGUGAACCAGGCUGGGGUGGCCCCGACUGCAGUCUGCAGGAGUGCUCAGCCUACUGUGGCAGCCAUGGCACCUGCGCCUCGCCCCUGGGACCAUGCCGCUGUGAGCCUGGUUUCCUAGGACGUGCCUGUGACCUGCACCUGUGGGAGAACCAGGGGGCUGGCUGGUGGCACAACGUGAGUGCUGGGGACCCUGCCUUCUCUGCUCGUAUUGGGGCAGCUGGUGCCUUCCUGUCCCCACCAGGGCUGCUGGCUGUUUUUGGAGGCCAGGACCUCAACAAUGCACUGGGUGACCUCGUCCUAUACAACUUCUCAACCAACACCUGGGAGAGCUGGGACCUGAGACCUGCCCCGGCUGCUCGUCAUUCCCACGUGGCUGUGGCCUGGGCCGGCUCCCUUGUGCUCAUGGGUGGUGAGCUGGCUGAUGGCUCACUUACCAAUGAUGUGUGGGCAUUUAGCCCGCUGGGUAGGGGCCACUGGGAACUCCUGGCACCACCUGCCUCCAGCUCCUGGGGGCCCCCAGGCCUGGCAGGUCAUGCAGCUGCCCUGGUGGAUGACAUCUGGCUUUACGUGUCUGGUGGCCGCACUCAGCAUGACCUCUUCUCCUCUGGCCUUUUCCGUUUCCACCUCGACAGCACCAGUGGGGGAUAUUGGGAGCAGGUGAUUCCAGCAGGUGGGCGGCCUCCUGCUGCUACUGGCCACUCCAUGGUGUUCCAUGCUCCCUCCCGUGCCCUGUUGGUCCAUGGCGGACACCGGCCUUCCACUGCCCGGUUCUCUGUGCGAGUGAAUUCCACUGAGCUAUUCCAUGUAGAUCGGCGGGUGUGGACAACACUGAAGGGCCGGGAUGGACUUCAGGGCCCAAGGGAGCGUGCCUUCCACACGGCCAGUGUCCUGGGCAACUACAUGGUGGUCUAUGGGGGCAAUGUGCACACCCAUUACCAGGAGGAAAAGUGCUAUGAAGAUGGCAUCUUCUUCUACCACCUUGGCUGCCAUCAGUGGGUGUCAGGGGCCGAACUUGCCCCCCCAGGAACUCCUGAGGGUGAGUGGUCCCUCUCUUUCCCUGAGGACCCACCUUCCCUGGCAGUGAAUCUAAGCUCUAGCCAUCUCAAUCCUUGGGGUGAGCCAGACGCCCUGCUGGAACCAGCCUCAGGAGGCAAGCCUGGGAUGGGAUGGGAGGCAGUUUGGAGGUGCCCCUUCACUGGGCAGGGAACAGUUUGGUGUCAGGGAGCCUGCCAAGCUGCACCCCCUCCUGGAACCCCCUCUGGGGCUUGUCCAGCUGCCAGCUGUCUGGGUCUGGGCCGCCUCCUGGGUGACUGCCAGGCAUGCCUGGCCUUCAGCAGCCCUACAGCCCCUCCCCGGGGGCCUGGUGCCCUGGGCUGGUGUGUGCACAACGAGAGCUGCUUGCCUCGGCCUGAGCAGGCCCGCUGCCGAGGGGAGCAGAUCUCAGGCACUGUGGGCUGGUGGGGGCCCGUGCCCGUCUUUGUCACGUCACUGGAGGCCUGCGUCACCCAGAGCUUCUUGCCUGGCCUGCACCUGCUCACCUUCCAGCAGCCGCCCAACACCUCCCAGCCUGACAAGGUCUCAAUUGUCCGUAGUACGACCAUCACCCUUACACCCAGUGCAGAGACAGAUGUAUCCCUGGUCUACCGUGGCUUCAUCCACCCUCUGCUGCCGGGAGGGCCAGCUGGGCCCGGGGCUGAGGACGUGGCCGUGUGGGCUCGGGCCCAGCGCCUACAUGUCCUGGCCCGGAUGGCCUGUGGCCCUGACACAGAUAACAUGGAAGAGGUGGGGCGCUGGGUGGCUCAGCAGGAGAAGGAGACAAGGCGGCUGCAGUGCCCAGGGUCUGCUCGCCUCUUCCCACUGCUUGGGCGGGACCACAAAUACGCAGUAGAGAUCCGGGGCCAGCUCAACGGCUCAGCAGGCCCUGGGCACAGCGAGCUCACUCUGCUGUGGGACCGGACUGGAGUGCCAGGUGGCAGUGAGAUCUCCUUCUUCUUCCUGGAGCCCUACCGUUCAUCAGCCUGUGCCUCUUACUCCUCUUGCCUGGGCUGCUUGGCAGACCAGGGCUGCGGCUGGUGCCUGACCAGUGCUACCUGCCACCUGCGCCAGGGUGGGACCCACUGCGAGGAUGAUGGGGCCACGGGGUCCUUGCUGGUGCUGGUACCUGCCCUCUGUCCACUCUGUGAGGAGCAUCGAGACUGCCACGCCUGCACCCAGGACCCCUUCUGUGAGUGGCAUCAGAGUACCAGCCGCAAAGGGGAUGCAGCAUGCAGCCGGCGGGGCCGUGGUCGGGGUGCCCUGAAGAGUCCAGAGGAGUGUCCCCCGCUCUGUAGCCAGCGCCUGACCUGCGAUGACUGCCUAGCCAACUCCAGCCAGUGUGCCUGGUGCCAGUCUACUCACACCUGCUUCCUGUUUGCUGCCUACCUGGCUCGGUACCCACAUGGGGGCUGCCGCGGCUGGGACGACAGUGUGCACUCAGAGCCGCGGUGCAGGAGCUGUGAUGGCUUUCUGACAUGUCACGAGUGUCUACAGAGCCACGAGUGUGGCUGGUGUGGCAACGAGGACAAUCCCACUCUGGGACGGUGCCUACAGGGAGACUUCUCAGGACCCCUGAGUGGGGGUAACUGCUCCCUGUGGGUUGGGGAGGGUCUGGGGCUGCCCGUUGCCCUCCCUGCUCGCUGGGCAUAUGCCCGCUGUCCAGAUGUGGAUGAGUGUCGUCUGGGCCUGGCCCGGUGCCACCCACGGGCGACCUGCCUGAACACACCCCUCAGCUAUGAGUGUCACUGCCAGCGGGGCUACCAGGGCGAUGGAAUCACGCACUGCAACCGCACGUGCAUGGAGGACUGUGGCCACGGGGUAUGCAGUGGACCCCCAGACUUCACCUGCGUGUGUGACCUGGGCUGGACGUCCGACCUGCCCCCACCCACACCCGCCCCAGGUCCUCCUGCCCCCCGCUGCUCUCGGGACUGUGGCUGCAGUUUCCACAGCCAUUGCCGCAAGCGGGGACCUGGCUUCUGCGAUGAGUGCCAGGACUGGACAUGGGGGGAACACUGCGAACGGUGCCGGCCUGGCAGCUUUGGCAACGCCACGGGCUCUGGCGGCUGCCGGCCCUGCCAGUGCAAUGGUCAUGGGGACCCACGCCGUGGCCACUGUGACAACCUCAGCGGGCUGUGCUUCUGCCAGGACCACACUGAGGGUGCUCACUGCCAGCUCUGCUCCCCAGGCUACUAUGGGGACCCCCGGGCUGGUGGCUCCUGCUUCCGAGAGUGUGGGGGUCGCACCCUCCUCACCAACGUGUCCUCAGUGGCACUGGGCUCACGCCGGGUUGGGGGUCUGCUGCCUCCAGGUGGCAGGACUUCAAGAGCCGGGCCUGGCUUGUCCUACUGUGUAUGGGUUGUCUCCGCCACUGAGCUGCUACAGCCCUGUGCCCCUGGGACUCUCUGUCCCCCACUCACCCUCACCUUCUCCCCUGACAGCAGCACUCCCUGCACGCUGAGCUACGUCCUGGCCUUUGAUGGAUUCCCACGCUUCCUGGACACUGGCGUCGUCCAGUCAGACCGUAGCCUCAUAGCUGCCUUCUGUGGCCAGCAGCGGGACAGGCCCCUCACUGUGCAGGCCCUGUCUGGGCUGCUGGUACUACACUGGGAGGCCAAUGGCUCCUCCUCCUGGGGCUUCAAUGCUUCUGUGGGCUCUGCCCGCUGUGGGUCAGGGGGCCCUGGGAGCUGCCCUGUUCCCCAGGAGUGCGUGCCUCAGGAUGGAGCCGCAGGUACUGGGCUCUGUCGAUGUCCCCAGGGCUGGGCUGGCCCACAUUGCCGCAUGGCUCUGUGUCCAGAGAACUGCAAUGCCCACACUGGGGCAGGGACUUGUAACCAGAGUCUAGGCAUAUGCAUCUGUGCUGAGGGCUUCGGGGGCCCUGAUUGUGCCACAAAGCUGGAUGGUGGGCAGCUGGUCUGGGAGACCCUCAUGGACAGCCGCCUCUCAGCUGAUACUGCUAGCCGCUUCUUGCAUCGCCUGGGGCACACCAUGGUGGAGGGACCUGAUGCAACCUUGUGGAUGUUUGGGGGCCUGGGCCUGCCUCAGGGGCUUCUGGGAAACCUAUACAGAUACUCCGUGAGUGAGCGGCGGUGGACACAGAUGCUGGCAGGAGCUGAAGAUGGGGGCCCAGGCCCAUCACCCCGUUCCUUCCAUGCAGCUGCUUAUGUGCCUGCUGGCCGCGGUGCCAUGUACCUGCUGGGGGGCCUCACAGCUGGAGGUGUCACCCGUGAUUUUUGGGUCCUCAACCUCACCACCCUGCAGUGGCGGCAGGAGAAGGCUCCUCAGACUGUGGAGUUGCCAGCAGUUGCUGGUCACACCCUCACUGCCCGCCGAGGCCUGUCUCUGCUCCUGGUGGGUGGUUACUCUCCUGAAAAUGGAUUCAACCAGCAGCUUCUUGAGUAUCACCUGAUGACUGGCACCUGGGUGUCAGGAGUCCAGAGUGGAACACCUCCCACAGGUCUCUAUGGUCACUCUGCAGUCUACCACGAGGCCACUGACUCCCUCUAUGUAUUUGGGGGCUUCCGAUUCCACGUGGAGCUGGCAGCCCCAUCUCCAGAGCUCUACUCUCUGCACUGUCCUGACCGCACCUGGAGUCUUCUGGCCCCUUCUCAGGGGUCAAAGCCUCACCACCGGCUCUUCCAUGCUGCUGCCCUGCUGGGGGACACCAUGGUGGUUCUUGGGGGGCGCUCAGACACUGAUGAGUUCAGUAGCGAUGUUCUGCUCUACCAGGUCAACUGCAAUGCCUGGCUUCUGCCUGACCUCACUCGCUUGGCCUCUGUGGGGGCCCCAAUGGAGGAGUCUGUGGCCCAUGCCGUGGCAGCAGUGGGGAGUCGCCUGUAUAUCUCCGGGGGAUUUGGUGGGGUCGCCCUGGGCCGCCUGCUGGCACUGACCCUGCCUCCUGACCCCUGCCGCCUACUGUCCUCAUCUGAAGCUUGUAACCAGUCUGGGGCCUGCACAUGGUGCCAUGGGGCUUGCUUGUCUGGGGACCAGGCCCACAGGCUGGGCUGUGGGGCAACCCCCUGCUCCCCAAUGCCUCGUUCCCCGGAGGAAUGUCGCCGACUCCGGACUUGCAGUGAGUGCCUGGCCCGCCAUCCCCGGACCCUGCAGCCUGGAGAUGGAGAGGCAUCUGCCCCCCGCUGUAAGUGGUGUACCAACUGCCCCGAGGGUGCCUGCAUCGGGCGCAACGGGUCCUGUACCUCAGAGAAUGACUGUCGGAUCAACCAGCGAGAGGUCUUCUGGGCAGGGAACUGCUCAGAGGCGGCAUGCGGGGCUGCAGACUGUGAGCAGUGCACUCGGGAGGGCAAGUGCAUGUGGACACGACAGUUCAAGAGGACGGGGGAGACUCGCCGCAUCCUGUCGGUGCAGCCCACCUAUGACUGGACGUGCUUCAGCCACUCUUUGCUGAAUGUGUCCCCAAUGCCAGUGGAAUCGUCACCACCACUGCCCUGCCCCACCCCCUGUCACCUCCUACCCAAUUGCACCUCCUGCCUGGACUCGAAGGGUGCAGAUGGGGGCUGGCAGCACUGUGUCUGGAGCAGCAGCCUUCAGCAGUGUCUGAGUCCUUCUUACCUGCAGCUGCGAUGUAUGGCUGGAGGCUGUGGGCGGCUGCUCCAGGGACCGGAGAGCUGCUCCCUGGGCUGUGCCCAGGCAACCCAGUGUGCCCUGUGCUUGCGGCGCCCCCACUGUGGCUGGUGUGCCUGGGGGGGCCAGGAUGGGAGUGGCCGCUGCAUGGAGGGUGGACUCAGUGGCCCCCGUGAUGGACUGACGUGUGGACGUCCUGGGACCUCCUGGGCCUUCCUGUCCUGUCCCCCUGAGGAUGAGUGUGCAAAUGGGCACCAUGACUGCAAUGAGACACAGAACUGUCAUGACCAGCCCCAUGGCUACGAGUGCAGCUGCAAGACGGGCUACACCAUGGACAAUGUGACAGGGCUUUGCCGUCCAGUGUGUGCCCAGGGCUGUGUGAAUGGCUCAUGUGUGGAGCCUGACCAUUGCCGCUGCCACUUCGGCUUUGUUGGUCGCAACUGCUCCACAGAAUGUCGCUGCAACCGCCACAGCGAGUGUGCUGGCGUGGGGGCGCGUGACCAUUGCUUGCUCUGCCGUAACCACACCAAGGGCAGCCACUGUGAACAGUGCCUCCCGCUGUUCGUGGGUUCAGCCGUGGGGGGCGGGACAUGCCGGCCCUGCCAUGCCUUUUGUCGUGGAAAUAGCCACAUCUGCGUCUCCAGGAAGGAGCUUGAAAUGGCCAAGAAGGAGCCAGAAAAGUAUUCUUUGGAUCCAGAGGAGAUUGAAAACUGGGUGACAGAGGGUCCUAGUGAAGACGAGGCUGUAUGCGUGAACUGCCAGAAUAACAGCUAUGGGGACAAAUGCGAGAGCUGCCUCCAUGGCUAUUUCCUUCUGGAUGGGAAAUGCACCAAAUGCCAGUGCAAUGGCCACGCAGACACAUGUAAUGAGCAAGAUGGGACAGGCUGUCCAUGUCAGAACAACACAGAGACAGGCACGUGCCAGGGAAGCUCCCCCAGUGACCGCCGAGACUGCUACAAGUACCAGUGUGCCAAGUGCCGUGAAUCGUUCCAUGGAAGCCCGCUGGGUGGCCAGCAGUGCUACCGCCUCAUCUCAGUGGAGCAGGAGUGUUGCCUGGACCCCACAUCCCAGACCAACUGCUUCCAUGAGCCCAAGCGCCGGGCACUGGGCCCUGGCCGCACCGUCCUCUUUGGUGUGCAACCCAAAUUCACCAAUGUAGACAUCCGCCUGACGCUGGACGUGACCUUCGGUGCUGUGGACCUCUAUGUCUCCACCUCCUAUGACACCUUUGUGGUCCGUGUGGCUCCUGACACUGGCGUCCACACUGUGCACAUCCAGCCCCCGCCCCCUCCUCCCCCACCACCACCCCCUGCUGAUGGAGGGCCCCGGGGAGCUGGGGAUCCAGGGGGACCAGGGGCUGGGAGUGGGCUGGGCACCCUGGUGGAGCCACGGGUACGAGAGGUGUGGCCACGGGGCCUGAUUACCUAUGUGACAGUGACCGAGCCGUCGGCAGUGCUCGUGGUCCGUGGUGUACGGGACCGGCUGGUCAUCACUUACCCACAUGAACACCACGCCCUCAAGUCCAGCCGCUUCUACCUGCUGCUACUGGGUGUGGGAGACCCAAGUGGGCCCGGUGCCAAUGGCUCAGCUGACUCGCAGGGCCUGCUCUUCUUCCGUCAGGACCAGGCCCACAUUGACCUGUUUGUUUUCUUCUCCGUCUUCUUCUCCUGCUUCUUCCUCUUCCUCUCACUCUGUGUGCUUCUCUGGAAGGCCAAGCAGGCCCUAGACCAACGGCAGGAGCAGCGCCGACAUUUGCAGGAGAUGACCAAGAUGGCUAGCCGCCCCUUUGCGAAGGUCACUGUCUGCUUCCCUCCUGAUCCUACUGCUCCAGCCCCCGCCUGGAAGCCAGCUGGCCUCCCACCACCUGCCUUCCGCCGCUCAGAGCCCUUCCUGGCACCCCUGCUGCUGACAGGGGCUGGUGGCCCCUGGGGACCCAUGGGAGGGGGCUGCUGCCCACCAGCCAUCCCUGCCACCACUGCUGGCCUGCGAGCUGGGCCUAUCACUCUUGAGCCUACAGAGGAUGGCAUGGCUGGUGUGGCCACACUGCUGCUCCAGCUGCCUGGUGGGCCCCAUGCACCUAAUGGUGCCUGCCUGGGGUCAGCCCUUGUCACGCUGCGGCACAGGCUGCAUGAGUACUGUGGGGGCAGUGGGGGUGCUGGGGGAAGUGGGCAUGGGGCUGGAGCAGGCCGGAAGGGACUAUUGAGCCAGGACAACCUCACCAGCAUGUCCCUCUGACCUGCUGCAGGGUCCUCAGCUAUAGCAGUUGAGUUGCCUAGUGGGGCUGCCCUGGAUUUGGGGCCCCUCCACCUGGGGGCCCCUGGACACUGUCUCCUCAGAGACUGCUGGUUCCCUUCCCCAGGGGUCCCUAGACAGGGCCUCCUUUGUUCUGCAUUCAGCAGCUAUUUAUUGAGCACCUAUGUGCCAGGCACUGUUGUAGGCAUGGGGCAAAGCAGGAACCAAGAAGCGAGGUUCCCUGAUGUCAUGGGACUUAGGUCCUAGUGCAGUGAGACAGUCGGCAUGCUGGUACAUGUCUGCAUGCACACAUAGACAAGUAAGAUGGCUUCAGAGAGGGAUAAGUGCUGUGAGACCUCAAUGGGGUGUGGCUGCAAGGGGCCAUAGAGUAGUUGAUUGGGCAUUCUGAGAAGGUACACUGAGAAUGACUGAGAAGAAUGGAAAGAGCUUCAGGAACUCUUCAGGCAGAGGGAACUGCACAGGCAAAGGCCCUGAGGUGAGAACCAGCUUAUUUCAUUGAAAAGCAUCAGAAAACUGGCCAGUGUGACUCAGACCAAGUGUGAGGAGAUGAGGUUGGGGACAGGCAGGGUCAGGAUCUCUUAAGGUCCAGAUGGGAUUUGGGGUUUAAUUCUCAGGGCAAUGGGAAGCCAUCGAACGGUUUUAUGAGAGGGAGCCACAGGAUCCGACAAACCUAUUUAAAAAGUCACCCAGCUAUGGAUUGAAGGGGACAAGAGAGGCAACGGGGACAGGGACAGAGGGCUGGGUCAGGAUGGUGGCAGUCAGGAUGCAGAAUGUAUGUGGAUGUCAGGCUGAGGGAGGGGACAAAUCCAGGGUGAGCCCUAACUUGUGGUCGGAAGCAUAGGGAUGUGGGGUCAUUUAUAAUGGAGCAGACAGGGACUUGUGGGGAAGAUCAAAAGUUUAAUUUUUGAUGGGGGUUGCCCUUUAGACAUCUCUUUGGGCAGGUUUGACUAGGGAUGGAGACACCACUGUAUUUCAACACCAGGAGUUGAGUGCAGGGAAUUUGUAGUACCAGGCAGGUUGGUGGCUGCCAAUGGGACAGAUGGGACAAUGAGCAGCCCAGAUGUGAGCAAGAGCAGAAAGUUGCUGCCACCUUCCUAAACUGAAGGGACAAAGCUCAGGGGAGAUGUUACCCAACCCUGGGGCUAUGGUCACCCAGUGAAGCUGGGACGACAGAGGCCUGUUCACAGGGAACCUCAGAGGAGGCAAUACCUCUGUCUGAGGUACCACUUCAGGUGUGUGCAAGAGGGACACCAGGGUUGGAGGCAGAAGUGCCAGAAUCACCAACGUACAGCUCUCUUUGGAUAGUACUGCCUCACUGCGGGGCUGCCCCGACCCGAGCCACCUCCAUGGACUUCUGAGCUCUCUUACCUCCUGAGGAUCCCCAACCCCAAUCCUAGCAGUCUUCUUGAACUUCUUGGACUCCUUCCCCUAGACUUCAACUCUUAGCUGCUUUUUUGGUCCUUGAGGGUACUGGGCACUGCAUCAUCCCCUUGCUGGGGUCCCAGUCUGAGAGGCACUGCCAAUGUGUGCAUGUCAGAGGUGGCAGGGGCCACAUCUGAGGCAGAGGAGAGUGACUAACAAAUAAAGAGUGUGG
Molecule: messenger RNA, 10462 nt
Organism: Otolemur garnettii (small-eared galago)
Lineage: Eukaryota; Metazoa; Chordata; Mammalia; Primates; Galagidae
Gene: MEGF8
Product: multiple EGF like domains 8
Exons: 41
Coding region: 532-8850 (2772 amino acids)
Molecular function (GO): calcium ion binding; protein binding
Source: RefSeq, a predicted model, not a curated record